AUGCCAGGGAUGAUAAAGAUGGCUUUUGAUUGUUCAGUGCCGACCGUCCUAGUACUACCACCUCAAAACGCCACAAGCCAGCAAGUCAAGAUGAGGACCCGGGAUUCUGACACGUCAUAUGCUCCUAAGACUUCGAAACGCAGGGAACCAAGCCAAGAUAUCGAUUCUGACACAUCCAUUCUCAGUGUUCAUAAUACUGCCGCGAAGCACAAGAAGAAAGUGGCCCCAUUGCCCAAGGCUAAGCCCCAAAAGUCGAAGGCCUCUGCAUCCGCACCAACGGCAUCAGAUGAUGAACGUAUCUCGGCCAACGUGACGAAGACAACCCUGAGGGCUGAUUCUGACGUGGAGGUAGUGGAUCAGCCACGAAAGCGACACAAGGUUGAGCAUCCAGAAAGUGACCUAGCGAAACUUCGGGCAUAUUAUGGGAAGCCCUUUCGUAAACCUGGUGACGUAAGUUGGUUUUCUCUCCUUCUCCCAUAUUAUUUCUAG
This is a messenger RNA of Melampsora larici-populina 98AG31, 489 nucleotides long. RefSeq lists its product as uncharacterized. Lineage: Eukaryota; Fungi; Basidiomycota; Pucciniomycetes; Pucciniales; Melampsoraceae. The transcript has 3 exons. Bases 1 to 489 code for a protein of 162 amino acids. The record is from RefSeq and is a predicted model, not a curated record.